UUGCCUUCCUUGUUCACAAAGCCACUCUGAAAGAGCUUGGCAAAGAAACAUCAACAGAAGAAGACGUAGUAGACUCUAGAUAAUGGAAGCUUCAAAGACCGUAGCACACGAAAUCGGUGGGAUCCAAAACGAUGCGCUUCGGUUCGGCCUUAACGGAGUGAAGAGCGACAUCGUCGGAUGUCAUCCUCUCGAAGUCGCAUAUGGAACUAUACUGAAAAAUAAAGAAGACGUGAAGAGACAAAUCCUUGCAAAUACCUAUGGGUCAGCUCUCCCAUUGAAGAUGGAUCUGGACAAGCAAGUUCUUUCAAAAUUCAGAAGGCCACCAGGGGCUAUCCCAUCUUCCUUCCUAGGUUUGGAGGCUGCUACUGGGGAUAUGGAGGAUUUUGGUUUCGAGCAUUAUCUGAACGAUCCUCGGGAAUCUGAAACUUUCGUGCCGGUAGACAUGCAUCAUGGGAUGGAAGUUCGCCUUGAUCUUUCCAAGGGACCUGCCUGCAAAAGCUUCAUGUAAUGUAGGCAUCUCAUGUAACGGAUUUAAGUGUUAAAUAAUUGUCAUUUGACGAUGUUUAAUGGAUUUCAUGCUUUUUCGAAAUCGAGAUAGUUAGAAGUAUAUGUUUUCUGAACAUCAUAGAAGAGUCUGACUUUAAAGUUUGCAUGGCCAUGUUGUUCGUUAGCGUGUAUGAAUGGCGAUGUUGCGACUUUGAAAAACUUAUUUGGUAUCUUGUUAGUUGUUACUCCGAUUUUCCUU
Messenger RNA from Tripterygium wilfordii, 745 nucleotides. Its product is annotated as cyclin-B1-2-like. NCBI's taxonomy places the organism in Eukaryota, Viridiplantae, Streptophyta, Magnoliopsida, Celastrales, Celastraceae. The record is from RefSeq and is a predicted model, not a curated record. Gene Ontology annotation, cellular component: nucleus; cytoplasm. Gene Ontology annotation, biological process: proteasome assembly. The transcript has 4 exons. Bases 83 to 508 code for a protein of 141 amino acids.